AAGAGGAUGCGCUCGGAGCCAAAGCUCUUGCUCGUGUCGCCGUAAUUUAUAGUGGAGACCAGCGGCUUCACAUCCGCCCGCCUCCUCGCACACAGUCAACGUUCAACCUUUCCAUCUUGCGACCUCGCGACACUGGCUCCGUCACCAUCGCAGCAGUCGAGCGUGACGAUUGAAGAGCCAAAUCAUGACAUUCUUGGGUGCGCUCCCUCGCUGUGGCGCCAUCGCGCGAGCAGCACGGCAACCAGCACGUCGCGCGUAUGACUCAACGCGGAAUUGCGCCCCGUGCGCGGCACGUCGAUUCGGAACCACACCAGCCGUUCGGUUUCUCAAGGGCACUGCCAGUGACUCGCCGGAUGGUGAUCUCGAGCUGAACUUUGCGAAGAGGCGCACACUCGACGAGCAGCCGGUGUGGCCGGUUACGUCAUCGUCAACAGCUAGCCCCUUUUCCCAGGAGGCCAAGAAGCUGGCGAGGAGCUUCGGAUUCCUUUACGACUGCGAUGGCGUCCUCCAUCUGGGUGAUCAGAAGAUUGACAGUGCCAAGUCUGCCUUGCGGUUGUGCUGGGACCAUGACUCGAGGUAUCUGUUCUUGACGAAUGGCGGCGGCAACACCACAGAAGAACAGAAGGCAGCGAGCUUGAAGAAGAAGGUCGGUAUCGAUGGCGUGGAUGAUCUUAUUGGUGACCGGGUCAUUCAAUCACACACGCCACUUCGAAAAUUCAGGACACAGGCCAAAGAGGACCAGACCAUCUACAUCACGAGCUUAGACCCUGAAAGAGCUCGAGAGAUCGCUCACUCGUACGGCUUCAAGAAUGUCAUCACGUCGACAGAUCUGCUCGAGCAGUAUGAGCACAUCUAUCCGUUCACACCCAAGCAUAUCUUCAACUCCAAAGGCCGGGCGCUUCCAAAUGGCACCAAAUUAUGGCGCGGCAAAGAUGCCAUGGCCUAUGACGCAGCCGAAUUGAAGAGUGGCAACUACUUGAAGAUCGACCACGUCUUCAUCUUCAACGACCCUCGGGAUUGGUCACUCGAGACACAAAUCAUCCACGACAUCCUCGCGUCGCAUCAGGGCUAUCUCGGCACACUAUCUCACAAAAAUGGCGAUCAAUCCCUGGAGAAUGGCGGCUGGCAACAGGAUGGCCAACCCAAGGUGUGGAUAUCCAACCUGGACCUUCUAUGGAAAACAGAGCACCCAAUCAACCGCUUCGGCACCGGCGCGUUCCUGCACGCUUUCCGCGGUGUCUGGAAGGAGUCGACCGGGCACGAGCUUUUGUUCAAAUACAUGGGCAAACCCUCGCGCAUCACUUACGAAUACGCACACGACAGUCUCCUGCGAGCAAACGGGGCGGCCGACGGGAGGGCCGAGCCGUUGCGCAGGGUGUACAUGAUCGGCGACAACCCGGAGAGUGAUGUUCGCGGGGCGCUCGAGUUCCAGCCCGAGGACGGGACCGAGUACGUGCCGAUCCUGGUCAAGACGGGGGUUUGGCGCCAGACAGAGGCGGAGAGGCAGCCUCGAUGGCAGCCGGCAGUUAUUGUGGACGAUGUCCUUGACGCCGUCGUUUGGGCCAUGAGGAACGAGGGGAUUGAUGUUACUAGAGAGGCUGUUGAGAACAUGUAGUGGCGGAUACUAUAGAAUAACCUGGAUGGACUGUAAGUGGAAUA
Emericellopsis atlantica is the source of this 1659-nucleotide messenger RNA. RefSeq names its product HAD-like domain-containing protein. Lineage: Eukaryota; Fungi; Ascomycota; Sordariomycetes; Hypocreales; Bionectriaceae. The transcript has 3 exons. Gene Ontology annotation, cellular component: mitochondrion. Gene Ontology annotation, biological process: glycerophospholipid biosynthetic process. The record is from RefSeq and is a predicted model, not a curated record. The coding region runs from base 185 to 1615 and encodes 476 amino acids.